AUGCGCUUCAACGUCUUCACAAGCGAAUCUCUCGAUUACACUAUAGGGUUCUACAUCGAGACAGAAGCAAGCACCAGACAUGGCUGGACACACUUCAUGGCACCGGAAACUCGCAACAGAAGAAAAUACUCCGCUGCAUACGGCCCCAACCCCAAAGACGCCCCAGGAUACAUAGAAGGCUCUUGCAGAAAAAUAGCAACAAUGGACGAGCAGGACCUGUCCAAGUUCCACGAAGAAUGCUACCAGGCAACCGCUGCCAUAACAGAGUUUGACGAAAAGGAUUUCUUCUGGGCUAGGAAGAAGAUCUUUGAGUGGGAUUUUUCGGUCGAGAUGGACUGGCGUCCUGUGUGCUGUGGUGAUAGCGAUGAUGGUACUCCGCUGGGUUGGAGUCAAGUGGGCAGCCCCACGCGAUCUGGUUCUCUGUCGCCUGAUUACAUGUAUUCCGUUGCAAGUCCGACUAGCAAUUCGCCGGGAGCACGGUUCCAAGUCAGCUCUUUUGGAAGUCCGACAGGGAGCUCCUUGAGUAGUCCCAUCGGUAGUCCUCCAUACGGUCGUCCCAACACUCAAUGGGCGUCGGUGUAUUCUUCAAUCAGCGGCCGCCUGGCUGGGACUUCGUUGAGUGGUUCUUCUGACGCCAAUGGAACGACUGAAAGCUUCUCCACACUGUCCCCAUUUCCUGGAGCUUCUACCUCUCCUCAGUCGACCGGGGGCCAGUCGAGAUAUGGUUGCAACAAGUGA
Messenger RNA from Penicillium arizonense, 738 nucleotides. RefSeq lists its product as uncharacterized. NCBI's taxonomy places the organism in Eukaryota, Fungi, Ascomycota, Eurotiomycetes, Eurotiales, Aspergillaceae. The record is from RefSeq and is a predicted model, not a curated record. The transcript is spliced from 3 exons. The coding region runs from base 1 to 738 and encodes 245 amino acids.